This is a messenger RNA of Penicillium soppii, 1509 nucleotides long. RefSeq names its product arylsulfotransferase family protein. Bases 1 to 1509 code for a protein of 502 amino acids. The transcript is spliced from 3 exons. The record is from RefSeq and is a predicted model, not a curated record. Lineage: Eukaryota; Fungi; Ascomycota; Eurotiomycetes; Eurotiales; Aspergillaceae.
AUGACAUUCCUAAAACAAACCAUCCUAGCAGCCCUCGCAACAUCCUCCAUCCCCCAAGCAGCAGCAAACAGCGAAUACCGCUCCCGCCCAGACCUCGCACCCCCAAGUCUAAACAUCACCAUCCCGUCCCCAAACGCCAACAGCUCAGAAUAUGUCUUCGUCGCCCCAUACGCAAGCGGCGGCACUCUUGAACGGCCCGGCCCGUACAUCUACCGUAAGGACGGCGAUCUAGUGUGGGCCGGCACGGGGUACUACGCCGGCUUCGUGGCCAAUUUCCACCCCACGACGUACCAAGGAAAAUCUGUGCUGCAGGCGUUCCAGGGUAGUAUGGAUACUUCCCACGGCGAGGGGUUUGGGCAGCAUGUACUGCUUGAUCAGAACUAUGAGCAUGUUGUUACUUCCACUGCGGGGAAUCAUCGUGUUUCGUCAAUUCAUGAGUUUAAUGUUGUUGGUGGUAAGACGGCCCUGAUUGAGGUCUUUUAUACCACUCCUGCCAAUCUGUCGGCCUACGGUGGCAAUGAGACGCAGCAGUGGCUGGGAAAUGGAAUUUUUCAAGAAAAUGAUAUCGCCACGGGAGAGCUGUUGUUUGAAUGGAAUGCUUUGGAUCAUGUCGACCCGUCUGAAAGCCUGGUCACAUUAGGUUCAACGGGCUCGAACAGCGGAGUCUCCUCCGCCGAUGCAUGGGACUACUUCCACAUCAAUAGCCUGGACAAAAACGAAGAAGGCGACUACCUGCUUUCCUCCCGACACACUAGCACAAUAUUCAAGAUCAACGGCACAGAUGGGUCAAUUAUCUGGCGACUGGGCGGCAAAAAGCCCAGUUUCACACAAACAGGCAACUGGACAUUCGGGUUCCAGCACCACGCACGGUGGCAUCCAGAGCUUAGUCAGGCCGGAACGGAGGUUAUUUCAUUCUUCGACAACUCCGGCAACGGCAAAAUCACUUACAAUGACGUUUCCCGGGCUUUGGUUGUACAGCUCAACCACACAGACAACACCGCGACCGUUUUGCGCAAGGCGACGGCGCCUUACGAGCUGCAAGCACAGUCCCAGGGUAAUGCGCAGCUGCUUGCCGAUAAGCGAAUCUUCGUGAACUGGGGCUCUGCGGGUGCAUUUACGGAAUUUAGUGCUGACAAUGAAAUCCUCUACCAUGCGUUCAUCCAAUCGGGCUCGGUGAGCUAUCGCGGAUUCUUGGGCAACUGGACUGGCACGCCUACUGAAAGCCCGGCUUUGGUUGCGCUUACAUCUUCCGAUACCGUCCAGCUGCAUGUUUCUUGGAAUGGAGAUACUGAGACUAAAGCUUGGAGAUUCUUCUAUGUCAGCGGGAAUAAGAAGACUCGAGUUGGUCAGGUGGCUCGGAAGUCGUUUGAGACUGUUCAUACCUGGAAGCCUAGCUUUGCUAUCUCUUCAUCUGCGAGAUUUGUUGCUGAAGCUGUUGGCAGGAAUGGGAAGAUUAUUGCGCAGACGGGUUCGGCUGCUGCCACUGCCAAUAUCGAGUUGGUUGCGUGA